Messenger RNA from Gavialis gangeticus (Gharial), 2988 nucleotides. It is a transcript of the gene RACGAP1, whose product is annotated as Rac GTPase activating protein 1. NCBI's taxonomy places the organism in Eukaryota, Metazoa, Chordata, Crocodylia, Gavialidae. The record is from RefSeq and is a predicted model, not a curated record. The transcript is spliced from 16 exons. Gene Ontology annotation, biological process: signal transduction. The coding region runs from base 42 to 1937 and encodes 631 amino acids.
GAGCUGGGGUCGUGCCCGUCCGUGGUGCGGCCUGCGGGAGCAUGGAGACUGCCGUGAUGAACCUGCGCAAUCUGCUGGAGCAGCUCCUGCGCCAGGCCGACCUUCUCAGCGAGGGCAACGAGCUGCAGUUUAUUCAAUUGGCAAAGAACUUUGAAGACUUCCGAAAAAAGUGGCAGAAGGCAGAGCAUGACCUGGCCAGGUACAGGGACCUUCUUAUGAAAACAGAAACAGAGUGCAGCGCGCUGGAUGUCAAGUUGAAACAUGCUCGCAAUCAGGUGGAUGUGGAGAUCAAACGAAGACAGCGAGCUGAAGCAGACUGUGAAAAGCUGGAGCGUCAGAUCCAACUGAUUCGAGAACUGCUCAUGUGUGAUGCAUCAGGCAGCAUUCAACUAAGCGAAGAACAGAAGUCUGCCCUUGCUUUCCUUAACAGACCUCAAGCCCCCAGUAGGGGUUCUGGGACUAGAAGACUUUCAACAAUUGAUGAAUCUGGCUCAAAUCUAUCCGACAUCAGCUUUGACAAGACUGAUGAAUCAUUGGAUUGGGAUUCUACACUGGUGAAGACCAUUAGGCUGAAAAAGAGAGAGAAACGGCGUUCAUCCAGGCAGUUCACAGAAGGUCCACCAGGUCCUUUAAAGAAAGCCCGGUCAAUUGGUUCCACAGCAGAUCAGGGAAAUGAAUCCAUUGUUGCAAAAACAACCCUUAUGGUUCCUAAUGAUGGUGGCCCAAUUGAAGCCAUCUCCACUAUUCAGACUGUACCGUACCGUCUCAGAAGUCAAAGAAAGACGGCUAGUUUACAACCCUGGAGCUGCGACUCAAGCUUAGGCAGCAGACAGCUGGAAUCCAAAUCUGAAAAUGAUGGCUCUAGCACUCCUCAAAGCAAUGGAGGAAUGAGGCUGCAUGAAUUUGUAUCAAAGACGGUUAUCAAGCCAGAGUCUUGCGUUCCAUGUGGGAAGCGGAUCAAGUUUGGGAAAUUGUCCUUAAAGUGCAGGGACUGUCGUGUGGUGACUCAUCCAGAAUGCCGGGACCGCUGCCCCCUUCCUUGCAUCCCCACCUUAACGGGCACUCCUGUUCGGAUUGGAGAGGGGACUCUGAUGGACUUUGUGCCUGUUACUCCUCCGAUGAUUCCUUCCAUUAUAGUUCAUUGUGUUAAUGAGAUUGAACAGCGAGGGCUGCAUGAGACGGGCCUAUACAGAAUUUCAGGCUGUGACCGGACAGUGAAAGAACUGAAGGAGAAAUUUCUUCGAGGGAAGACAGUGCCCCUGCUCAGCAAGGUGGAUGAUAUCCAUGCCAUCUGCGGCCUUCUUAAAGACUUCCUACGGAGCCUAAAGGAGCCCCUCCUCACCUUCCGGUUAAACAAGACCUUUAUGGAGGCAGCAGAAAUCUUGGAUGAAGACAACAGUGUAGCUGCAAUGUACCAGGCUGUUAGUGAGCUUCCUCAUGCCAACAGAGACACUCUGGCUUUCCUCAUGAUUCACCUGCAGAGAGUGGCUCAGAGCCUAGACACUAAGAUGGAUAUUACUAACCUAGCUAAAGUCUUUGGACCAACAAUAGUUGCCCAUGCUGUCCCUGAUCCUGACCCUAUGACACUACUACAGGACACUAAACGACAACCUAAGGUGGUUGAGCGACUCUUGUCACUGCCAGUGGAAUACUGGAGCCAAUUCAUGGUAGUGGAGCAAGAAAACAUUGACCCGGCACACAUAAUUGAAAACUCCAAUGCCUUCUCAACUCCUCAGAAACCAGAGGUCAAAGUGAGCGUGCUGGGUCCUCUUACCACUCCUGAGCGGCAGCUGAUAAAGACUCCUUCAUCUAGCUCCCUAUCCCAGAAAGUCAGAUCUACGCUCAGCAAAACUACCCCCAAGUUUGGGAGCAAAAGCAAAUCUGCAACCAACCUGGGGCGUCAAGGCAACUUCUUUGCCUCUCCUAUGCUGAAGUAAAAUGGAUCUAAAGUUUCAGCCCCUACUGUGGGUUCAAAUCCUAGAUAUGCAUGGCUGCAAUAAAGAGCUGACUCCAUUUAAAGGCUCUUGGCAACCUUGAAUAUUAAGAUACCUUAUUACAUUUUUAUUUGAGGCUUUUAUUAACCCAGAGUUACUGUGCAAUGUAUUUUAUUUAAUAUCUAAUGCUGUAUUGUAUUGGUUAGGAAUAGCUGGCAGAUUCCCUCAGUAAGUUUAGGGGAAACUGUCACAGAUCUUGUAUUUCAAGACACUUUUUUAAAGGGAAAUUGGACACUUUCUUUUAAAGACACUGAAAACUAUGGGAUGCUUUUUGGCUCAGCAAUAAUCCUGCCUUUUUCCAAGAGAACAGCCAUAAUCCUUUGGGCAGCUAGUGCUGGUCCUGUGUCCAAGGAAGCAGUGAAUGCUGAGCAUACAUGCUCUUUCACUUGCUGCGAGUCUGGUUUUAGUGAAAAGAGAUGAUUUCAAAAAGUGUGUGCGCCUGAAAUUUGGCCAUAUGAAAAACUGGAAAAAUCAGUGUUUCACAGUAUGCCAUAAGUCCCGAAACAUGUGCUGGUUGUGAAGCGGCGUAGUUGAUACCUGUUGUAUUGAAACAUGUUCUGUAUUUGUAUGCAUUGAUCACUUUCGCUUCUUUUGGUAAAGCUGGUUUGACUUGUUUCUAAUGAAGUAUCACUUGAACCAUGACUUGUAUAUAGCAGAAGCACACUAAAUAUCUGCCAAAACGAUGAUCUUGUUGGCAAGAAUGUCUUCAGACUCUGCACAAAGGAUUAUUGGGGAGGUCUUGGGCACUACUAAUUUUUUUUUAAAGUAGUACUGUCUUGCUUGCUGAUGGAAUAGGGGUGCUUAUUAGUGGUGCCGAAGAUUUUUGGAAAACGAUUUUUUCCAAAUACAGACAGAUACUAGUUUGCCUAACUCAGUGCUACAUCUAAAGAUUUGUUUAAUCAAUACAAGUGUUUGUAACAGAGUCUUCUCUGCAUUAAAUUCCUGGAAACAGUCUGGACCUUUGAUGAUAUAUGAAUUAAGCUUGUCUAAUCUC